CCAAAGAAGAAACAACAGUUGUCCAUUUGCAACAAGCUUUGCUAUGCAGUUGGGGGGGCCCCCUACCAGGUGACGGGCUGUGCCCUGGGGUUCUUCCUGCAGAUCUACCUGUUGGAUGUGGCUCAGAAGGAUGAAGGGGUCACCUUUUACCUGUUCCCCAUUCCAGGUGGACCCUUUCUCUGCCUCCAUCAUCCUAUUUGUGGGCCGAGCUUGGGAUGCCUUCACAGACCCCCUCGUGGGCUUCUGCAUUAGCAAAUCUUCCUGGACCCGCCUGGGCCGCCUCAUGCCCUGGAUCAUCUUCUCCACACCCCUGGCCAUCAUUGCUUACUUCCUCAUCUGGUUCGUGCCUGACUUCCCACAGGGCCAGGCCCUGUGGUACCUGCUUUUCUAUUGCCUGUUUGAGACACUGGUCACGUGUUUCCACGUUCCCUACUCAGCUCUCACGAUGUUCAUCAGCACAGAGCAGAGUGAGCGGGAUUCUGCCACUGCGUAUCGAAUGACCGUGGAGGUACUGGGCACCGUGCUGGGCACAGCGAUCCAGGGGCAAAUCGUGGGCCAAGCGGAUACGCCUUGCCUCCAGGACCCCAAUGGUUCUGCACUGGCUUCGGAAGGUACCAAUCACACACAGAGCGCCACCUCACUCAAAGAAACGCAAAAUGCAUACCUGCUGGCGGCAGGAGUUAUUGCCUCCAUCUAUGUCAUCUGUGCUGUCAUCCUCACCCUGGGCGUGCGGGAGCAGAGAGAACCCUAUGAGACUCAGCAGGCUGAGCCGAUGUCCUUUUUUCGGGGCCUCCGACUGGUCAUGAGCCAUGGCCCAUAUGUCAAACUUAUUGCUGGCUUCCUCUUUACCUCCCUGGCUUUCAUGCUGGUGGAGGGGAACUUCGCCUUGUUUUGCACCUACACCUUGGGCUUCCGAAAUGAAUUCCAGAAUCUGCUCCUGGCCAUCAUGCUCUCGGCCACAUUCACCAUUCCCAUCUGGCAGUGGUUCCUAACCCGAUAUGGCAAGAAGACAGCAGUAUACAUUGGGAUUUCAUCAGCAGUGCCAUUUCUCAUCUUGGUGGCCUUCAUGAAGAGUAAUCUGAUUAUCACAUACGUGGUAGCCGUGGCAGCCGGCAUCAGUGUAGCAGCGGCCUUCUUACUACCCUGGUCCAUGCUGCCUGAUGUCAUUGACGACUUCCACUUGAAGCAGCCCCAGUCUCAUGGAACUGAGCCCAUCUUCUUCUCCUUCUACGUCUUCUUCACCAAGUUCGCCUCUGGAGUCUCAUUGGGCAUCUCCACCCUCAGUCUUGACUUUGCCGGGUACCAGACCCGUGGCUGCUCGCAGCCGGCACGUGUCAAGUUCACACUGAAGAUGCUGGUGACCAUAGCCCCCAUAGUCCUCAUCCUGCUAGGCCUGCUGCUCUUCAAGCUGUACCCCAUUGAUGAGGAGAAGCGGCGGCAGAACAAGAAGGACUUGCAGGCUCUGAGGGAAGAGGCCAGCAGCUCUGGCUGCUCUGACACAGACUCUACAGAGCUGGCCAGAAUCCUCUAG
Molecule: messenger RNA, 1531 nt
Organism: Puma concolor (puma)
Lineage: Eukaryota; Metazoa; Chordata; Mammalia; Carnivora; Felidae
Source: RefSeq, a predicted model, not a curated record